Anolis carolinensis (green anole) is the source of this 12128-nucleotide messenger RNA. It is a transcript of the gene rbm26, whose product is annotated as RNA binding motif protein 26. The transcript has 23 exons. Bases 64 to 3096 code for a protein of 1010 amino acids. Gene Ontology annotation, molecular function: metal ion binding; RNA binding. Lineage: Eukaryota; Metazoa; Chordata; Lepidosauria; Squamata; Anolidae. Gene Ontology annotation, cellular component: nucleus. Gene Ontology annotation, biological process: mRNA processing. The record is from RefSeq and is a predicted model, not a curated record.
GCUGUUGGGGGUCCCGCCCCUUUUUUGGCUCGGGCCCCGGGCCCUCCUCGCUGCCAUUGCUGGAUGGUGGCGAAAAUGAUCAUAGAAAACUUCGAGGCGCUCAAGUCCUGGCUCAGCAAAACCUUAGAGCCCAUAUGUGAUGCAGAUCCAUCAGCCCUAGCAAAAUAUGUUCUUGCCUUGGUCAAAAAAGACAAAAGUGAGAAAGAACUGAAGGCACUGUGUGUUGACCAGCUAGAUGUGUUUCUUCAAAAGGAGACUCAAAUAUUUGUGGAAAAACUUUUUGAUGCUGUGAAUACAAAAAGCUAUCUACCUCCACCAGAGCAGCCAUCAUCUGGAAACCUAAAGUCAGACUUCUUUCAACACCAAGAAAAAGAUACAAAAAAAGAAGAGAUAAUUAAAGAAGAAGAACGAGAGAAGAAGUUUUCUAGAAGGUUAAAUCAUAGUCCCCCUCAAUCAAGUUCACGGUACCGAGAACCCAGAAGCAGGGAUGAAAGAAAGAAGGACGAGCGUUCUCGCAAGAGAGAGUAUGAUCGGAAUCCUCCACGGAGAGAGUCCUAUAGGGACCGUUACAACAGAAGAAGGGGGCGAAGCCGGAGCUACAGUCGAAGCCGCAGUAGAAGUUGGAGCAAGGAAAGGUUGCGGGAUCGAGACAGGGACAGGAGCAGAAGUCGAACAAGAAGCAGAACAAGGAGCAGAGAGCGGGAUCUUGGGAAGCCAAAAUAUGACUUGGACAGAACAGAACCAUUAGAAAACAAUUAUACUCCUGUUUCUUCUGUUACAAACAUUUCAUCUGGUCACUAUCCUGUACCUACACUAAGUAGCACUAUAACAGUUAUUGCUCCUGCUCACCAUGGAAAUAAUACUACUGAAAGUUGGUCGGAAUUUCAUGAAGAACAGUUGGACCAUAGUUCCUAUGGUAGACCGCCACUACCAAAGAAACGGUGCAGAGACUAUGAUGAAAAGGGUUUCUGUAUGAGAGGAGAUAUGUGUCCUUUUGAUCAUGGAAGUGACCCGGUAGUUGUAGAAGAUGUGAACCUGCCGGGCAUAUUGCCUUUUCCUGCACAGCCCCCAGUUGUUGAAGGACCACCUCCUCCAGGACUUCCUCCCCCACCACCUAUUCUUACUCCUCCUCCUGUAAAUCUUAGGCCUCCUGUUCCACCUCCAGGCCCUCUACCACCUAGCCUUCCACCUGUUACAGGACCACCACCUCCUCUUCCUCCUUUGCAGCCCUCUGGUAUGGAUGCACCUCCAAAUUCUGCAACCAGUUCCGUUCCUACAGUUGUAACAACGGGUAUUCAUCACCAAUCACCUCCUGCUCCACCCUCCCUUUUUACAGAAACAUAUGAUACAGAUGGCUACAAUCCUGAAGCACCAAGUAUAACCAGCACUUCAAGACCCAUGUAUAGACACAGGGUGCAUGCCCAAAGACCAAAUCUGAUAGGACUUACAUCAGGAGAUAUGGAUCUGCCACCAAGAGAAAAACCUCCUAAUAAAAGCAGCAUGAGGAUAGUAGUGGAUUCUGAGUCCCGGAAAAGAACUAUUGGUUCAGGUGAUGGAGUUUCAGUAAAGAAGAACUGGUUUGACAAGCAAAACUUUAAUAGAACAAACAGCCCGGCUUUUCAGAAGAAGGUGCAGUUUGGAAAUGAAAAUACCAAACUUGAACUGAGGAAAGUUCCUCCAGAGCUGAACAAUAUCAGCAAACUAAACGAACACUUCAGCAAAUUUGGAAAUUUGGUGAAUUUGCAGGUUGCCUACCAGGGAGAUCCAGAAGGUGCUCUCAUCCAGUUUGCUACUCAUGAAGAGGCAAAGAAAGCUAUUUCAAGCACAGAAGCUGUAUUGAAUAAUCGUUUCAUUAAGGUGUACUGGCACAGAGAAGGCAGUGCUCCACCCAUGCCACCUUCAGUACAGAAGGUUAUACAGCCUUUAGCCCAGCAGCCCAUUUUACCUGUUAUAAAACAGUCUGUCAAGGAGCGUUUGGGUCCAGUGCCUGUCAGUAACAUGGAACCUGCCGAAGCUCAGAGUGCCAGUGCAGAAACUGUACAGAAUGUAACAAAACUCUCUGUGAAGGACAGGCUUGGGUUUGUGCCUAAACCACCUAACCCAACUACUGAAAAGGUAUUGUCUACUUCUACUGGCUUGACAAAAACUGUGUAUAACCCAGCUGCUUUGAAGGCAGCUCAGAAAACGUUGCCUGUUGUUAACCCUUCCGUGCUAGAUUCUAGUGAAGCACAGAAGAAAAAACAGGAGGCACUAAGACUUCAGCAAGAUGUGAGGAAGAAAAAGCAAGAGAUUUUAGAAAAGCACAUUGAAACACAAAAGAUGCUGAUUUCAAAGCUGGAAAAAAAUAAAACGAUGAAGUCUGAGGAUAAAGCUGAAAUCAUGAAAACUCUAGAAACAUUGACCAAUAGCAUCACCAAGUUAAAGGAUGAGUUGAAAGGAGUCUCUUCCCCAACAAAUGCUCCAUUGAAAAACAUUAAGACAAAAGCACAGAUGCAAAAAGAGCUAUUGGAUACUGAAUUGGAUUUGUAUAAGAAGAUGCAAGCUGGGGAAGAAGUUACUGAACUGAGAAGAAAGUACACAGAACUGCAACUGGAAGCUGCAAAACGAGGAAUCCUCUCAUCGGGUCGUGGGAGAGGAGCUCAUGCACGUGGCCGAGGAGUGUCCCGUGGGAGAGGCCGGGGAGGAAGGGGCCGGGGUCGAGGAAGAGGGGUUCCUGUUCAUGCUGUUGUGGAUCACCGUCCCAGAGCACUUGAAAUCUCUGCCUUUACCGAGAAUGACCGUGAAGAUCUCCUUCCUCACUUUGCGCAAUAUGGUGAAAUCGAAGACUGUCAGAUAGAUGACUCAUCUCUCCAUGCAGUAAUCACUUUCAAAACAAGAGCAGAGGCUGAAGCAGCUGCUAUCCAUGGAGCUCGAUUCAAAGGACAGGACUUGAAGUUAGCCUGGAACAAGCCUAUCAUUAACAUGUCCACUGUAGAAACAGAAGAGCCAGAGCCAGAUGAAGAAGAAUUUCAGGAAGAAUCAUUGGUGGAUGACUCCUUGCUUCAAGAUGAUGAUGAAGAUGACGACGACAAUGAAUCUCGCUCUUGGAGAAGAUGAUUCAACUGACUAUUAACAGUGCUAGGACUGUAUCUAUGUUGCAUUAGCAUUUCCUAAUGUACUUUUGCAUAUUUGUACUACAAAGCAUUUCAGUAAAAGCGAUGGGUUUCAGAUAAGACACAUGGAGCUGAUUGAUCCUAUAUUUGUGUGAUUGAUGUUGAAGUUGCAUUUACAUUUCAGUAAAUGAUUGCUUACAACAUCACAAUAGGAACAUAUGCAAUGUUUUUAUUAUACAGAAGCAGUACCAAAUUCUUUGGGUUCUUUGUAAAUUAAGGGGUUGAUCACACAACAAAAUGACCACGAGUGGUUAUAAGGUUAAUUUUUGUUUUAUUCCAAAUACAGAAUGGAAAUUUGCAUUUAAGAUCUUUGUGAAUGUUUUCAGAAAUGAUAGAUUACAGUACUAAACGGAAGUCUCUAAAGUUAUGUAUUCAUAAUAUUGCAUAGUAGUAUGCUUAGGCUUUACUAUGUACUAGCCUUUUGUUGGAUUUGUGUACGUAUUUUACGUAUAAGUUUUAAUGAUACAGUGUACAACUGCUUUGCAUAUAUCUCCUUAUCACCUUAAGAUGUUUAAAAAAUAAAGUAAUGGAAUGGUCUUGGAAAAAAAAAAGAAAAAAGCAAUAAUGAAUAUUAUGGCCCAUGACAGAGAAAAAAAAACAACUAAAAAAGAAAAAAAAAAGAAUUGAGAGACCAUUCCAAGUGGUGAUCCCCACCCCCCCCAUACUCAAAAAAAGAGCUGAAUCACUAUGGUUAUUUUUCUUUCUUCAUGAGCUAAAACACUUCAUCAAAAAGAAAUAAUUAAAGCAAUUGGCUUAGUAUAUAUUAUGUGCUCAAAAUAUUUGAAAGCAUACUAGAAAAUUUCAAAUUCUGCUCCAUGCCAGAAUGUGACUUUCAGAGAGAGUUCUGGCUUUCAAUGAUGAGAUAGUAUCUCAUAUUUUGGGAACUGAAGAGGACUUGCUCAUUGUGUGGUGAAGGUUCACGUUUAAGAAAUAAAGUGAAGUAAGAUGACUGGUAGGUAUACGUAUAUUUGAUUUAAUAUAUUAUUAACCACUUAAAGGUUAUACACAUUAUACAAAGAGGUAAAUAAAGCUGUCCAUCAUAGGAGAGUACAAACAAGAGUAUUUCCCCCUUAAUUCAGAUGCAGCUUAUUGACAUUCUGAUCUCCCUCCUGUGAGUGACCUUUGGUAUGACAGUCAGAUGCAGAGUUCCUGUUGUAAUUCCUCCUUAUGUGGAGCACACUCAUGUAUUGGGAAUAUCAGUCGGCUGUUCCUUGAUCAAAAGGGGAAUGCACAGUUAUUGCUCACAGUGACUGCUGUCUGGUAAAAGGAUAUUGGGGGAACUUAGGGAUCUCUAGGUUUCACCAAACUAGUGAACACAUAGAGAUUGUGAAUAGGAGCCAAUCAUGAAUACAUGACUUUGUGUGUUCCCAGAUGUUUUGGCCUUCAACUCCCAGAAAUCCUAACAGCUGGUAAACUGGCAGGGAUUUCCGGGAGUUGUAGGCCAAAAACCUGGGGAUCCACAGGUUGAGAACCACUGCUCUACAUAAAUGCAUUUAUAACUGCCUUAGUGAAUUCUGGCACUUGUCUGCUUGUCAUGUAUAGCUUUUUAAACAUAAGCAGCAGUACAAAAGUAAUACAUUUUGCUUUGGGUGCUUUUUCCCAGCCAAUGUAAAUUUGAGCCAAAAUAGCUUUUCUGCUUGGUUUCUUUGGGGAAGGUAUCAGGAAUCCGGGGUAAUUUCCUCAUUGUAAGGAAGUUACCCCUUGGGGUUGGGGAAGAUGUGCUGAAAUUCACAACAGGUUCAGAGAAUACAAGAAACUCUACAAUUGAGCUUAACCUUAAUAAAUUCCUACUAUGAACUCUCAGCACACUGAAAUUCCAGAGCUUAGAGUGUGUUCCAAAGCCUUUUCUUAGAAUGGUCCAUUUACGCUAUGUUUUCUUUUAAAUUAUGAUUCAAUUUAAUUUAGAAUAAUUAAAUUCAGAAUUGAUGCUUUCCCCCUCAUUUCAAACUCUUUGUAUAAUGCUUGAUCUUCACCUGUUAAAGAAUGAAAAUUAAACAGAAAUGGUCCCCAUCAUGCCUUAGGAAGACUUCCUUUGAAAUACUAUAUGUUCUUUUGUUUUAAGAAAGUUUGGCAGUAAGUGUAAUAAGAUUCUUUUAAUUGUAAUAAUUGGUGUAGUAGAUGGUUAGAAAGAAGAUGCUUUGUUAAAUUUUUAGAUUUUAGUUUCUAUCAAAUAAGCCCAAGUUCAUAUUGAUCACAUGGUUCUGAAAAAGCUGUUAAGUAAAUUAAUAAGCUUUAAUUGUUCAGCUUUCAGUAAUUGUCAAAAAAGACUAAAGUGCAUGCUAGAUUAUUAGUGCUAGAAAUCUGAAGCAUAAACUUGUGCUCUUACAGAUCUUAUGUUUACUAAUUUUAUUGCAUGUGUCCAUGAUUACACCUGUUUCAUAUAGACUAAUUUGUAUGGAGUCAUGGGGAAAGCCAGUUAUGAGUCCUGCCAAAAAAACAGGACAUCUUUAUCACAAUUCUGUGCCUCAUUAGAUGUAAAAAAAACAGGAUGGAUGGUAAAAUAUUACAUAAUGACAAAUAGUUAGAAUUUGCCCUGUGUUUUGGUUUCUGACAGAAUUCUAGUUGUUUUUGCAAGACACUUGUUGCAUUAUGUUGCCAACAGCUGUAAAGGAAUGCAAAAUAGUUUUGAAAUGUUUCUCUUUUUUUUCCAGGUAGCCCCCCCAAAGACUGGUGUAUUCAGCUGCAAAGAUUAUCUAGUAUUUUGAGACUCUCCUGGAAAUGUGACUUGGUCAUCACUUCAGCCUACCGUAUUUACUCUGUCCACAUCAUCUGGGGAUUGGAAAACCAUGUUGUGCUGCAAGAAUAUAAUCAAUUGAAGAAGGAAUCUGCCAUAUCAAUUUUCACAAAACUGAUGGGGAUGGGAGGGAGAUAAAGCAGUUUUAAGGCAAUUGCAAUACCCAUGGGUCAGUUCUUGUUAGUUCUCUGAAGCACGGCAUACCUAAGAUCUUCAUCAAACAGGUAGGGGAAAAGCAGAGGGAACUGUGAUACUUCAUUCCGUAAUGUUCCCCUGUUUUCUGGGGUGACUAGCCAUCCCAUGUCUUUUCUGUACCUUUUCCCAUUUUCUCCCCGCUUUCUCCAGUUUGAAGUCAGGUAACACCCAACUCCUGAAGAUGGUUUUUGGGCACUGUUUCCAUGCACCACGUAGUCCCACCAGAAGUGCCCUAACGUCCUAUAAUGGCCUCUGUGGGACUCUGCACAUGGAAAUGGAGCUCAAAGACUGUCUGAUAAAGUCUUUAGAAUUGCAUAUUACUCAGUAUAGUAAAAAACUGCUCACACUGAAAGGAAGAAAGUAUAAUUACCAUGUAGUGAGCUCCUUGGUUUGCUUUACUUCAAUAUUUAGAGAGUAUCUGGCUCUGUCUUCCUGGUACGCUUCCCUAUAAUGGACAGAAGGCUACUUAAGCCAAACUUAGCAAUCAUUGGAACAAAAAAGAUAAGAAUCAAUUUUCAAAGAACCAAUUUAAGUAGGCCUUUGAGAGACAGAAGGGUUGAAUCCCUGCUCAGUCAUGGCAAAUCAGUGGGUGACCUUGUGCAAAUCAAACUUUUUAAGCCUCAGAAGAAGGCAAUGGCAAAUCAGACCAAUCUUGCCAAGUAAAGCUUGCUUAGUUGUCAAAGUCUGAAAUGGCUUGAGGGUGCACAGCAGCCAAACACCCCUUUUUCUAUAUAUUUUUGUUACUCUUGAGUUGAUCACAGUAAAUGUGAGAAGAUUCAAACUGGUUUUAUUGAAAAUGACAACCAUUUAUAGAGUGACCAGAAACAGUGCAAGUUUAGAUUUAAAUAAUGACAGAGCUGUUCCAUCAGAGGCAUAACAUAGUGUGGAGUGAACAGUUAUAAACUUUAAAAAUCAAAACAUUUCAAACCCAAUUUGUUCAUGAUUCAUAGAGAUGAGAGAUUAAUCUAGUGGUGAUAAUUUUGAAUGGCACUGUUUUGUUAUUGUGUUUGAUUUGCAGGUGUAUUUUGAUAGUAAAAUGUUUCAAAGUAAUGCUUUUCCUUCCUAUCCUUCCUAUGUAGGUCUUUCUCCUUUUAACAAAACCAAUACUGUUCAUGCAAAUCUGAAAAAUGAAAUACUUUAAAGUUAACUAUAUGUACACUUUUUCAGUUGAGGGCUAGGUGGCGCUCUGUCUACAUGAAUGGAACAAAAUUCAUUUCCUUUUCAUUUACCAACUCAUCUUCAAUUAAUUCCUUUUCUUGUUGGCCUAAUCUAAUGAAUGACUGCUUAUAUAUCUCUGUGAAAAAUACUAUCUACAUCGUUACAAAACCUGCAUGUAAAAACUUUCCAUGUAAAGUUUAAAGUUUCGUUCUGCUUAGCUUUGAAAGAAUUGAAACAAAUUGAUUGUAAUGCAUUUUGCUAACAGAAAUUCGUAACAUUGCCAAUUGCUGUUUUGCUCUCUGGAAAAUCUAUAGUUGGUUAUGGUGUCAUGAUCUGGAAGGCACAGAGGGCACUCUUUAUUAAUUCCCAAUAGGAAGGUCUAUUAUCUACACCUAUACUGCAUCAUUUGUCCUUCAUACAUUUAGUGACUGAAGAUAGCCCAUCACACAGAUACAACAUGGUUGGAAAGGGGAAUAGCUACAGACAGAGAGAGAGUAGAGCUGUGCAGUUUUCUAUUCUGUUUUUCUAGGUGGAAUUUUGCCAUUUCUUCCUAUAAGCUGCCAAUAAUCACGAGUCUUAUUUUCAUAACUAGCCAGUCACUCCAUAUAUCUGGAUUAUUUCUCCAUUUCUUACAGUGUAAGUCAUACUAAAAGCUUUAAUACAUUCUUGAUGUCCGUAUAAAGCUUAUUUUGCAAUCACCUCAAAUUCUGAAACAACCCCCUCUGCAAAUAUAUUGGAGGGUUAUGCAGAUGGUCUAAAAUAAAUUUUAAAAUGUUACCUUUCAACUUAUAAAAAAGGAUGCAAAUUAAACAAUAUUCCACACAUCCGGUGAAAUGUGCUCCAGUCCACAAUAGUUUAUACUGUAAUAAAUUGUUGAGUUGCUGAUAUGUGGUAAUAUGUGGUAUUUUUUCUUCUCCAACAGGUAAACAUGGCCAUUCUUCCUAGAAAUCUAAAGGAUGCAUUAAAAUGUAUGCCAUGUACUUUAGUAUUUGACACUUGGCCGUUUUAAAGAGUUUUUGAAUUAGUAUUUUCUUUUAAUACUAUACAUAAAACUUUCCUCUUCAACACCACAUACGAAAACAUUUUUCAGUGUGUUAAAAUACUGGAAAACGUCUUUAAUUGUUCCAGGAAUCAUACUUGGGAAUAAUAAUGCUUUAGAAAGUUUAGGCAAUUGGUUCUUCAUAAUUCUCAUCCCAUCCUUUUCCUUCUCUUUAUUUUUUUCUCCUCAUUUAUUCAGCUUGUCAUAGUUCUUACAUCAUUCAUUUUUUAAUCUAUCUGUAUCUCCAGUUUAAAUUUAUCCUUCUGUUGGUGGCAGCUAUUUGUGUUUUUCCAAGAUAGGAUGUCAUUAACGUUGGCUGAAAUCAUACUGACUAGAAAAAACAACAAAACAAUUUAAUUUUACAAAGCAUAGUAAUUUUAACACAUCAAAGUUGUUGCCAGCUCUCCUGCUAUAUGUAUCAAUAUCAAUAUUGGAUAAAUGAGCCAAUUCUUUUUGUGCCUGUUGAAUUACUCCUUUACUUCCCACUGAUAGUUAUAAGUAAUGGUUUUACUUAUAACCAUCAUGUUCCAAAUUUUCCUCUUCUAUAACCCAACAGGUGGUAGAUGAAGUAUUCUUGUUUGCACUAAUAAUAGACAUCCCACAGAUCACAGGAGUAAUCUUGUUUUCUCUUCUUAUGUUUCCCUUAACAUAUCCUAAUAGAUUCAUGUAUUGUUUGCAUUAUCUUGUUAUAUCUUUGACACAUUAUAUAACCCUCAUUGCUUUUAACUUAACAUUUGCACUGAAUUUGAUUUAAUUGACCUCUUUUUCUGUGUCACUGCUAGUGCACAUUAAAUAUAUUUAGGUAUAUUUUUAUUAUAACAAACAAAGGUGUAAUUAAAUAUCUUAAAAUAAUGCCUCGUAUAAUUUGUAUUGGUUCAUUAAUUUAUGUCUACAUUUUGCGUCUCAUCUAUUGAUGAUAAAAUUAAUAAUCACCAACUUUUUAAGCCUCUGAAGCUGAGGGACAGAAAGGGUGGCUAGAUAGGGCUCCAAUAUUUCAUUUCUCUUUAGGCAAUGGCUAUAAAGCAGAUUAAACCUAAUAUUGUUUCAUAAAUGUUUGGUUCACAAAAAACAAGUUAGUCUUAUUUGCAUAUUGUAUAAGUGAUUUCUCUGUAAUCGAUUUUAAUAUACAUGGCUUUUAUUUUCCAAAUGUUAACAGAGUGCAGUUGGACUGGAUACUGAAGGAGCAUGUCCAGUUCUCUUCUUUGUUCAAACAGAAGUCAAAUUAUUGGGUUCAGCUAUUUGGAUACAGUGAAUGAGACUAGGCCUUUUGAUGUCCCAACUUAUAUUUGUGUUGUAAUUUCUUCCCUGCUUUAUCUAAAGCUACAGUUCAAACUCCUGGUUUGUAAGACAUUCUCAAAUUAAGAAAAGAGAAGAAAUUGCAGUUCCCUGAAGAAGAGGAAAAUUUGAGAGUUCAAUCCAGUCUCAAUCAAACUUAACUAAUUUGUCCCUCUCCUUGGUGUCACUAUUGUGUCCUUCAGCAACAACAUGUAUAAAGGGUGGAGGAUGCACUGUAACUUAAAAUAAUAGAUCUUCCCAGUGGGACUUGUUCAGACUUCUCCAUGCUUCAAUCAAAACAGUCUAAGUAGCCAUAUAUUUUCCAAAAAACAAUAUGCAAAAUUAUUAGCAAAAUGCAAGUACUGAUUUCUUAGCUUUAUCAGAUGACAAGUGGACUGCUCUGUUGGGGUGCCUCAUCUUUGGAAUAUCCUUUCCUGUCCACUAUGACAGGCGUAAAACUUGAUACGUGUUUUGUUACAAAUUCAAAUUUGAGUUGAUGAUUUUAAUAUGGCCAGUUUACUGUGUUUUUAAUAUACUAAUUUUAAUUGUUAUAAUGAGUUCUGUACAUUUUCCUGAAGUUUUGAUAACAAUUAUACAUUAAUUUAUAUUAUAAUAUGUCUAUUAUUUAUUUUAUUUUAAAAUACAUUAAUAAAAUGAUUAAUAUUGAAUUAAUAAAUAGAACAAUAGUGACUGUACAUAAUACUAUUUUUUCCAAAUGCUAGAAGAGGGCAUUACUUUAAAUAGAACAAGAUUAUUUGCCUAGAAAAAGAUACCCUAUAAACAUUUGAAAAAUUGUAGGGCAAAUUUAAGGGUUUUGAUCUCAUCAGGGCCGGGGCAUCUGCUCUUGUACUGAUUCCCCCCCCCCCCUAUCUUUAUUCAAUAGAAUUGUGAUUGGUCAGUUUGUAAAGAGUUUACAUAUUGGGAAAUAUCAGUGAAUUGGUAGGUUUAUGCUGCUGAUUCUUAUGCUUAUGUGUUGGGAUUAUUUGCCUGGUUUAAGAUGCAUUCCUUUAAUAUCCGUUUCUCUUUUGUGUUGGAUUACAUAAACAUCUUUUCCUAAUCGGAUCUAUUAAAUCUGUAUUGCUGGUUUUCCAUCUCUAGGUGUUGCUGUCAUACAGUUGCACAGCUAAUAGCACUAUUUUUGAAACUCAAACCUUCUACAUAUCAAGAUUGAUUCUGUUCUUCUGAACAUGAAGGAUGACUCCCAGCUGAUACGGAAGUGAGCACCCACUCUGGCUCUGACUUGAAGAAUUACUGAUAUUAAAUGUCUUGAUAUUAUGAGUGGAGUUCAGGGGAGAGGUGCAAGCAAGCAGUUGCAAAAGGCAAUUUUCAGUGAUGCGUUUUCACUGACAACAAGGGAAUUCAGUUUUAUCAAGAGGACAGACAACUGCUGUCGCCCCUUGGGUAUCCGUAAGACUGUCCCUGCAUGUUUGGGAAAUCAUUUGACACUGGUUUUUAGGUGGCAUGAAGGACUGAAGAGGGAAGGGAAGGAAUUUUGCCACAGUUACAUGUUUUCUGUGCAAUAGCUCAUAUGCUGUUAUUCAUUUAUGUAUGUCCACGUAGUACACUGGAUCCCUUUGAGCUAGCAUUCUUUGUCAUGUUUUGGCUGAAAGGAAAAUAAAUAUGUAUAAUUUCCCCUUCUUAUAAUAAGGCUUCCUACUUCGAUCUUUUGUUGAUAAAAUUUUGAAUUUUGUUCAAAUCUAAAUUUUUGUAUAAAAUAACAUGUACACUCUUUCUAUGUAAACAUGUCAUAGAGGAGGCAAAGGUUAUUGAGCGAGACUAUAAUUUACAGAUGAGCUCAGUGCUGCUGCCUUACACACUGGUAUCAGAUUAGUUCUGAUUUUUUGCUGAGACAUUUUUUCUUGGUUCUCCUCAUUUUGAAUCACACCAUUAGGUUCAGUCUGUGCUUUUAUAGUCCUUUCCAUCAUAUCCCAUUUUAAGGGGAGAUAGGGUUUCACCUUUUCUUGUGCCUGUGGAUUCCGGAGGUCAUGCUAGCUAAUAUUUGAGGAAUGCAGUUGAAUGAGAUAACUUGGUAUGAUGGAGCCAUGGUUUCAUGGCAUUCUACCUCAAGUACCUUAGAGAGGCUAUUCCCUAUUUAGGUUGCCAUUAUAAGACUUCCUUAUCCAAAGCAAAUAUAUGAAAGAAGGAGGGCUUAAUGUGCCAGGGAAACAGCACUUUAUGCUUAACUGUGACUAUUACUAUCUCUGAUUGAUAAUUCCUUCUGUCUUCCUACACAGACUUAAUUGUAAUACUAGAAUCCAAUAAAUUGCUUCUUACAAAAUACGAGAUGUUUCUUCUCCACUAGUUAUGAAAUUGUUCCUUGCUUUAAGUCUCCAAAUACAAAAAGUUUUUAAUUUUGAAAGUCCUUUUUUUCCAAAUUCCUUGUGUGCUCAAAAGGGCAAUUAGAGAUUAUUUCACAAUGCAUUGUGAAUGCAUUGAUGACCCUACUUAUGUAAUGCUUAUAUUGAGAUGAUCCUUACCUAAUUCUGUCUUAAAAAUGGAAUGUGUAAUUUUGGUUUUUAUACAAAAUGCUUAAAAUUGAUUUCUUAUUUUUAUAAUAAAUAUAUUUAAUUACUUA